GUGUGGAGAACAAACCUGUCCUGAUUGACACACACACACACACACACACUCACACACACAGACACACACAGACACACACAGACACACACGGCCUCAUGCCUGAAGGUUGGCAGCGUGACAGCAGCAGUUAACUCGGGGGGACAAACAGCACGAGACGGCAAACUAUCUGCAUCUGGAUUCUUUCCUGCAGCGACGAGGACGUGUUGAUGCAUGUGUGUUAAUGACUGCUGUGACAAAAGUAUUUUAGUUGGUGUUAAUGAUGCGUGUGGAUCUUUGGAGGAUCCACAGCUUGGUCUUCAAGUUCAUAUCUUUGUCCUUGUGUUUUCCUUCAUACGGAGUUCCACACAGAACCCAGUUCUGAAGAACCAUCUGAAGGAAUCUAAGAAAAACCAUUUCGCAGCACAACGGUUACACAGUCAGAGGCUGAGGCUCGAUCACUGACUCAUCUGAACGCUCUAUAAAAAAAGACAUGAUGAAAGGAACAGCAGCACACAUCUGGACCUGCGUUCUCUUCACCUGGUUUCUUAACAAGACGGAUGGAAAAAUUCAAGAUGUGCAUGUGACCUGUCAGUACUCUGAGGUCUGCGUCCUUCCCUGCAGCUUUUCCCCUUCAGGCAGGGAGGAGAUCCGCUGGUUCAGACACGACGUCCUCAUUUACACUCACCCACAGAGCACAAAGUUACAAGACCAGCUUUUUACCAGCAGGAUGUCUGUUCCAGCUGAUGAGCUGUCGCUCGGGAACGCGUCACUCCUGCUGCAGCGCUGUGUGCUGAGCGACAGGGGGCGCUACAGGUGUCAGGUGACAACAGGGGAAAAAACUAAUGACUACUUCAUCUUACUCAAAGUGGAAGCUCCGAUACGCUCGGUUAAACUCGAGGUCACUCGUCUGAGCGGUUAUGAGGAGGUCAAGUGCUCCACGUACGAAGUUUAUCCUGCUCCUCACAUCUUCUGGUCCACUGAUCCGCCCACACCUGUGGAGAAGCUCAAAUACACCACCAGAAAAAUGCCUGAUAAACAGGGGCUGUACAUCAUAGAGAGUAAACUGAAGAGACUGGGACAGCGGCGUGAUCUGAGCUACAUCUGCUCCAUCAACUCAUCCUCUGCUGCUCAGAUGUGGACGGCAUCACUCGCUGAGACAGUUCACAACAACAUCACAUUCCAAUCGAAGGUGUACUCGUUCUCCACCUGGAUGGAAAUCAACUCAUCUGAAGGUCAGGACGUCACCAUCCCCUGCAGAAGCCCCUGGAACCUGCAGAACUUCACACUGACCUGGACCUUCGCCAAAGCCGACACGUCCACCGUCAUCUGCACUUACGACAGCAAAACACAGCUUAUCUCCAACCUCUGGAACGGCACGGCACAGCUCGAACCCCAGCGUGUACAGCAAGGCGACGGAUCCCUGCAACUGCUCGCCGUCCAGAGCCUGGAACACAUGGGAACGUACACGUGUAACAUCUCAGCAUUCCAGAGGAACCACGUGGGACAAACCCGGGUUAACAUCACGUCACAGCAGUCUGAAAACGAGGACCUGAGGAUGGUGAGCUCCAGGCCCUGGUGGAUUCCCUUCGUCGUCGUCAUCGUCCUGGGUCUCAUCAUUGCAGCUGCUAUUGUAGGAAUUGUAAAAUUACAAAAAAAGUGUUCACACUCCAAACCAACAGGAACAGCCAAAUAUUCCAAGGAGGUUAAAGUUACUGUAGAUAAGAGUGAAGAAUUAACAGAAGGAUGUCAUUUAACAUCCGAUCAAAGUUAAGAGGACGUGUGAGGAGGACCGAAGCCUCCACGGGAUUUCAUCAGAGGAAAUGGACCCGAGAGCAGAAGCUGAGCUGCAUCUGGACGCUCGCUGCUGGAUGUUUCUGUUUACGUCGAGAUAAAGCGAUUUUUAUUUCUCUUAUUUUGCACAGAACUCUGAGACGUGAUGAUGCCGUGCGUUCGGGUCACGUUAGAGCUUCAGAACUCAACAAUACGAUCUUUACAUCUGCAGCCCACUGAAAUCACACACUUCUAUUAAAACAAAUAAAAAACAAUCUUACAAUUUUACUUUUAUUUUCAUUCAUAUUCAUGAUUUCAGUUUUUAAAGCAAGAAAACUUGUUUUUUAGUUAAAAAAAGCGGUUACAUUUAAAAUAUAUAUGAUUUUAAAUGUUUAGAAUUAUCUUUUAUUUAUAUCGUAGAGAAAAGAAAGUUUAUAUUUUCAGACCACAAACAUUU
Messenger RNA from Tachysurus vachellii, 2206 nucleotides. It is a transcript of the gene hhla2b.1, whose product is annotated as HERV-H LTR-associating 2b, tandem duplicate 1. The coding region runs from base 470 to 1750 and encodes 426 amino acids. Gene Ontology annotation, biological process: cellular response to lipopolysaccharide; immune response; cell surface receptor signaling pathway. The transcript is spliced from 10 exons. NCBI's taxonomy places the organism in Eukaryota, Metazoa, Chordata, Actinopteri, Siluriformes, Bagridae. Gene Ontology annotation, cellular component: external side of plasma membrane. The record is from RefSeq and is a predicted model, not a curated record.